AUGGCCACCGCUUUUAUUUUUCACAGGGGUUUCCUAGAACCAAGUUCAAAUCAUCCAGUACGGACACUAAAGGAGAAGCUGGCUGCAGAGCUUCGCCAGGCCUUUCUGUUACAAAACAUUGACUCCUGCCUUCCUCUGCUCCACCAAGGUCAACUCAAUGGUGUCUGUCACUCGAAUAUCUUUUGGCUCAUUCUGAACCCAGAGGAGACUCCAAGCACUGAAGAAAUGUCUGAUGGGCUGGCACAUGCAGUUUCGUUUCACCGUGUUGAUUUUUGCAAGGAUAAGAAUGGCUGGGUGGGUGUGCAAGAGGGAUGGCACGUUUCAAAGCAGUAUUAUCUUAGACCUUCCAUUCUACCUAAUGCUCUGGCAAUAAUACAAAGAGAAGCUUUUCUCCCAGAGACACUUUAUGUUAUUUCUGGACUGGUUUUCGGGAAGUGUUUUAUCCCUCCUUACUCCGUGCCUGUUUUUCAUGAGAUGGUUUUUGUAAGUGCCAUUAAGAGAGGUACAGAGAAAACCGAUAUCCAGAUGCUGGUGAAUGACAUUAAAACCAUCAUAUAUUCGCUUCACAAAACUGUUUCCAGCAUUAAACUGAGUCUAAACCUGCAGGAAGCAAUGAGCUUUGAAACAACUGAGCUAAAUGAGUUUGCCGCUUUGGAAUCUCAGCUUAGUAGAAUUCAGUACUUAAUCUGUGUAGAGACAGAUACUUCAGACUCCCAUGACAAGGGCUCCUGUGUAGGAGUUACAAGCACAGCUCAUGAUGAACUAGGAAGCAGUGAACUGGUUGUUGUCUUUGCUUCAUUGAAUCUUGACCUCCUGGCCACGCUGAUCUGUGGAAGAAGUGAUUGGCGAAUGCUCUGGACAUCGGACAAUCGGUUCUUCCACCAUCAGUUUCCUAGGGGAGAAUUAAGGCUAUUCCAGAGUUUUUCUCUCCAUCCACCUUCCUAUGUUCAUGAUGUCAGCUUUUGGGUUCCUGAUGGGGAACAGUUGGAUGCAGUUGCUUUUCACAGCACUGCCAGGCAGGUGCGGUGUGAACCGGUCCCAUCCAUGCAGUUAAUGGCCAGCCAGCAGUCAGAGCCAGGCCGGAGGAGCUGCUGCUCCAGGCUGACCUUUCAGUGCUGGGCCAGGGGCUGA
Messenger RNA from Melopsittacus undulatus (budgerigar), 1131 nucleotides. RefSeq names its product ferredoxin-fold anticodon-binding domain-containing protein 1-like. NCBI's taxonomy places the organism in Eukaryota, Metazoa, Chordata, Aves, Psittaciformes, Psittaculidae. The record is from RefSeq and is a predicted model, not a curated record.